UACAACACMAACAUUUAAAUCAAUUCGACCAUGAGCAAGCCGUUCAAAGAAGAACACUCACUCGGUGAGUUACUCAAAYCUAUUGACAUUGGAAAAUGCAUCGCUCGACACGGCCCCAGGUGUCAACGAUUCCAUGUUGCGUCUAAAACCGGACACGAGUGAUCCAAUCUUUUCACCACGACAAUUGCAUCCCUCGGAAUAAUAACGAUAUAUUUGGUUGCACCGUCAAGAGAAGCACUCUACUAGAUCGCUUUUAUAUCACUGGAUCGUCGAAGUUCAAGACAAAAGGCUCACUUCGAUUUUGUGYUCUUUCCUACCCACUCGUUAAUUGUUACUGUACCACCUAACCAMUUUGAUGCAUUCACGCAAAAAUAGAGAAACGCAAAUCGGAGGCCGAACGCAUCCGUGCGAAAUACCCCGACCGCGUUCCCGUAAUAUGCGAAAAGGCCGACCGAUCAGACAUUCCGGACAUUGAUAAGAAGAAAUACUUAGUUCCGGCGGAUCUGACCGUGGGACAGUUUCACUACGUCAUCCGGAAGCGAAUCAAACUGGCGCCGGAAAAGGCCCUCUUCCUUUUUUGCUCUAAUUCGAUCCCUCCAAACGCGGCUUUGAUGUCUACGGUGUACGAGGAGCAAAAGGACGAGGAUGGAUUUCUUUACAUUCAAUAUAGUGGAGAAUCUACAUUUGGCUCUCUACUGGAAGAAGCCGAAAACGACGAAAACAAUGAGUGAACGCUUUGUUGCAUAAAUAUUUCACUGGGAAAGAAAAUUGUCUCAACAACACUGACGUCGUUUGUCCUCUGAAGACUCAUUUUAUUUGAUGGAUAGAAUUUGUUCCGUUCGUAUUCCUAAGUCACGAUUGAAUUUUUAUUCAGAAAUAAUCAUGCCUUCGAGCAUACUGGUUUGUCCAUCAUCCRCUCAAUGAAUGUUGCUGAAGGUGACUUGGUUCUGUGAGUUUGUCGAGGUGCUAUGAUUAUGCCAAGGUGACGAUAAAUUUAGCGUGGUACCAUGGGAUUUCAAGCGAUUUUCAUGAAUUGCGUAGGUUCAUAAAUUUAAUUCAGAACAUAAAUGUUUGAGUACGAAAGGACUGGGCUUUCUACGGUACAAUUAUGACAAUUCUAUCGUACGUAGCGAUUGAUACUUGUAUCUUCUAAYUUCGUUGGGGGUUCUAACAUUAUGAUGCCAAGUAAUCAGAUUYUAAUGUUGKUUUGUCACSUCUUCGUCUACUGGUCGAAAACUAUGCAUAAGUCGAGUCCYGAAACUGCACCAAAUGAAUGCAGUAUGACAAACAGCUCAUUGACUUGAUCUAGAUCGAGGGAAACAUUUUGAGACCCAUUUUGACCCACUGGGACYAGAUCGWUGUUUUCCAUCCCACCAUCAUUUCGAAYAGCAAUUAUUUGGUUCGCUCCAGAAAUAUUCAAUAAUCCUAUGUUCUCAACCUUGGUCAAUUUUGAAAACUUAAAGUGAAGGACGCCACCAAGUGAUGGUUUGGAGRCUUUUAAUCUCUCGYUUGAGGUCAAACUAUCGGAUCCGGCCUUUCGCGACGGAAUUAAAACGUUGCCGAGAGGUUCACAAUUUUCCCCUGGUGCACCUUCUUUUCCUCCGUGUCCGAUACCAAAUCCACCGCAAUCAAAGUUGGGAGAGCCUAGAGCAAAGAUUUCUUUGUUUCCUACCAGUCCRUUACUUUCCAAAUUUGAGGAGUCAAAAAUCAUGGGAUGGAGGUUGCUGSUCCCGUCGUGCCCGUCUGCGUAAAUGUUGAUCCCAUAGCGGUGAAACCAUUCCCCYCUUACAAAAUCGCCCCCGUGCAUGUCUCGGCCAUUCGCGGCUCUGGCAAAGUUSAGAUGCACACGCCUGCAGAUUUGAAGCACGUUCUGGUUGGGCGUUGUCYUUUGGAGCGAAYCCGCGCUCUCUGUUCCWCUCAGGCGACUCGGAAACGAAACCGAAUGCUCUCGCUUCAGCUGUUGUAAAUCUUCCUSAAGGGAUCCAUYUUUUACCCCAACUAUGUCCGGAACUACAUUUCUUUCUCUUCUUUUGUCUGGAAUUCUGGUCCGAAGCUGGCGCRAACUGUUUCUCCUACCUGCUGAACCAUUGAAUCCUUUCUCGUCCCCGGUUGUCUGAUCCGUAUGCGGAAGGGCCGUCGAUACGGCCAACAUACCUACAAAAAUACUGAAGACGGUAUACAAGUGACGCACCAUCCUGACUACCCUUUCCGUUUUGAUUGUCGCCUUACACUACGCSGAUAAGACCCUCGUCUCUAUUGCAGUUUCCCUCUUUGGUGUUUCUUCUUCGAGAUUUUUCUCUGUAUCCUCGUGCCAUCGAUAAUGUUGUCAUAAUGGCGAUGAACGAUGGCAUCAAAACUCGGACAACAAAAUUUGGAUCAAAAAUUUUGUCAGUGCACGACUCAAAAUCGGCGACAAAAGUUUUACUGUAAUUGGUUACAAUAAAGAGUGAGCUUAUUC
Pseudo-nitzschia multistriata is the source of this 2458-nucleotide messenger RNA. The record is from the annotation of a GenBank genome assembly. Lineage: Eukaryota; Bacillariophyta; Bacillariophyceae; Bacillariales; Bacillariaceae.